Monascus purpureus is the source of this 1505-nucleotide messenger RNA. The record is from the annotation of a GenBank genome assembly. NCBI's taxonomy places the organism in Eukaryota, Fungi, Ascomycota, Eurotiomycetes, Eurotiales, Aspergillaceae.
AUGAUCAGUCACAGAGUUUCGAACGUUAGGGAGACCGCGUUGGGAGGAGAUCGGAAUCCAUGUCCGCACACCAGCCCUCCCGACCCGUUCCACACCUGCUCUCACCCGUAUCAUGACCGGUACUCCGAGAGGUACCUCCCUCCCAUCUUGUUCAGACUGGAUCCUCUGCCGUAUCGUGAACUUCGCCCAGUGGAGAAUCUGGUCGAAAACGGCAGAGUAGUUCUGGAUGACCUGGGAGCUCCCAUUCGUAACUUCCCAUUCCUCCCUCGCUACAUCUCCGUGCAUCCUCCGGGAUGGCUCCUGGAGUUCUGGUUACGGACGGACGGCCGCUUAUCCUACAAGGAUAUCCGGGCUCGCAUGACUGCUCCCGUCCACAUGCGACCCAAGGAUAACACUUUGAACAUGCGUCGGGAGCGGGAUGUUCGCGUACCUUUGGGUCUGUCCUGCUGGAACAAUCGCCGCGGACUGAUCGCACGCAUUGAGGUCGAGAGAGCCGAGCGCUGGACUCUCGAUCAGCUCAAUUUUAACACGACUAUGGACAUUGUUUAUUGGAGUCCCAGCCCAGAGCACCCUCUGCCUCUGCCCAGGUGUCUCAGAUCAAAAACCCUAACCCGUAUGGAGGAGCCGAGGUACUACCGUCUGGACACAUUUCUCGGCUAUCAUCGACCCCAUAUCCCCAGUGAAAGAGUCCUGAACACGGUUGGGCUCUUCAAUGAUCUUUCGGAAAGGGCUAGAGAACUGAGUCUCCCAUCCUGGCGUUAUCUCCCAGCUGGGCACCUCCCCCUGACGUGGAAGCCUAUGAAUCAUAGGGCAAUCGUCACCUCGGAGGCGUCCCUCCCAGCAACUCGUACUAUACACCCGACCUUGAUCCCCGUACCAGCCGGAACUCCAACUCAGGCUGCUGCCAGGGCGUUUCGCAGAGCAAUGGCCCGCCUGCCUCCGAAGAGGAAGCACCUCCGACCGCCAUUCCCCCCAUGUCGUCCUAUGCAUAAGUUCCGUGCCUUGAAGAGAUGCCACGAGGAAAUCGAUGAUACUGAAGAGCCCAAUGAAGCCUCCACUUGCAGCAGUUCCAGCCGAAUUACCGAACGGUUUGGAAGGGACGGGUUUUAUGAUGAGGACCAUGGCGUGAGCUUUUCACUCUCUGGGCAUCUUCCUAAGAAGCAGAGGAAGCACUAAUUUGAGAACGAAGAGGGUACCAUGUGCAAUGCGAAGCAUGCCUUUUUUUUUCGCUUUGAACUGUUGCUAUCAUUGACACGGUAUCUUACUGGGUACCAAUGGUCGAUUUCUAUCAGUGCUUUCUUUCUAGUCUGGGGAUACACUGAGGGUGAGACUGGUUGAAACAGAAGAAGCGGUCUUUGAGGUCUUGCGUGUUGUGUUUUUCGUUACUCUAUUUUGAUAUUGUCGCACUGGAGGUGUUUCUGGGGUUCCUGAGGACAGUCCAAUUUCGUGUACUUUGUGUUUACCUGCCGUUGUUUCCAUGGGGACGAGGUAAUGGCCUGAGAAAA